CCAUCAUCACGUCGCGAAUCCGAAUUCCGGGAGUUCCCUCAGUGGUAGCGGCGGUGGCGGGAAUCAGGUGGUGCCGACGGCCGCCGCCGCAGUGUCCGGCCAGCCGGGCGACAAUCAGCUCAGGUCGCAAGAGUGACCCAGGCCUAGGUCCGCCGCAUCGCCGACGUUGUCGUCGACGCCCUCGUCGACGACCUCGCACCCGCAUUACCUCAUGUACGACGAGGACGGGUCCGCGGCGGACCAGAAGAUGGACGUGGACGAGCGUGGAGUCAUCGAGGCGAGUGGCAUGGUAAAUCCUGAACAGGUGGCCGCCGCCACCGGUGGCAUCGGCGUGGGUGUCGGUAUUGGCGUGGGCGGACCAGGCACAACCGCCGGAGGUGGUACCGGACUAACUGGCUACUGGCAGCACGCGACCACCGCCACCGGCUACUGGCCGUCGUUUUUCGACUGCUGGACGACUCCGCCGAUCGCGUCCGGCUCGCAGACGCUGUCUUUGCCGCGGGACGACGAUUGAGGCCAGUAGAAUCUUAUCGAAUUAUCAUUGACGUUGCUGUGAUUCUCUCCGAUUGCUCGCGAGAUCUCGUUUUGCAUAUCGAAUGUCUAACGCGAACACAUCUUGGAAGCCAGUUGUACAAAAUCGACUUGAUAAGUCUCACACACAAUAUGUAAGCCAAAAUAAUUGUUUGCAUUUUACACUGCUUUUUUAAAAUAUCCGUAAAGAUAAAAAGACGUGUUUUUACUACAUUGAUUAAUCCUCGAGUAAAAUUGAAGUUGUGUCGAAGCAGAAAGUAAUCGAUUCUUGCAAAUUUUGCGGACGAUAAUGUCUAAUAUCGAGAUCUUCGUGGGAUAAUCGGGGACAACAGCAACGACGAGGAAUCCGUGUCUGUCGCAGUGAUCAAGAUGUUGACAGGACUUGCAGUCAACACUUGCUAACAUUGUAAAUACGAUAAUAAAACACGAGCAGCGACUACGUCGGGCGCGUUCGACGGACUGCGAAUUCAGCGAGUUCCGUAGAUUCGCGGAUAUUCCUCAAGACAGGUCAAAGUUGACGGAGUACAAAUGUUAAGCUUCCGCCGCGAUCGUGAAUGCUUAACCCCCCGAUUUUCUUUCCGACUUUACUUUCGGCGAUCCAUCGUGCUGUAUAUACUUACCUAUGUCGCGACUGUAAAUGAAUGCGUAAUAUUAUUUCGCUCGGGAGGAACAAGAAAAAAGAAACGCGUUUCCCCGAGUCGAGCGACGCGAACGCGCUAAUCGUAUACGACGCCUGCUUUAAUGAUCCCUUGGUUUUCCCUUGGUUCUUUCGGCGCGACGCGAAAAGUCGGAGGGUUGAUUUCUGAGAGGAAAACAACAACGCAAGAGCGACGCGGCUAUGAUAAAGAUCCCGCGUGGAUCACGUACUCACUAUUCUGUAGAUACAUGUAUAGUAGAUGCGCCGGUUUGUGCGCGGUGCGUAACUGUAUACCAAAACAAUUGUUACACCGUAAUGACGAUAAUAACGACUAUUCAGUGCAGAAUACGGAAACCCUGUAGGCUGUAAGUUAAAGCGUGCGGACUGUACAGUGUAUGGAAUAUCAUAAUCGACUAGGCGUACGUUAUAAAUAUGAAUUAGUAUCGUCGAGUAAUUAUCGAAACAAUAUUCGCAGUUAUCCUCGCGCGGCGCGUGCAAUUGGACUUUUCGGGAUCCGUCGAGACCUACCACCCCUACCGAAACUACUCCUUAUCGUUCCAGCGGCAGCGUUUUAACUUAUACGUAUGUCCCUUGAUUGUGUGAUUAACGGAGCGUUGACGUUAACCAACGAAAUGUCCUAUUUUUAUAAGUAGCUUAUUAUUUGAUAUAGACCGCAGAGAGAAAGAGAGAGAGAGAGAAAACGAGAGCAAGAGCGAGAACGAGAACGAUACCAAAGUUGAAUCCAAAAAGUACCCACAUAUGUAUAGCGAUGACGCCGCGCGUCGAGGCCACGGAGGUAAUUGUGUAAAUUAUUAUGUAACGGGGGAGUGUGGUGGUGCGUCUCUUGGAGAGAGAUUUGGACCGGGGGGAGAUGUAACGACGACGACGACGACGACGCGAAUCUAUCGACUUAAAAAGUCGACAGCGCGGCCUGGCUGAUCUCGCGCUGUAGAUCGGCACGUAGCCACUUAAGGAACGUUAGAAGCGAUCGCUAUUUUGUAUGGAUCCCGAUGUCGUACAAACGUUCGUCGUAAUCAUGUCUAGCCCUAGUCCUCCCCGCGGCGAGCGAUCCGCGAGCAGUCGCGUAUGGGGAGGACAUACCCCGUUCCCGUUUGUCACCUCACUCACUACGUGUAAACGUUCCUACUGGGCGAUAUUGAGCGCCGUAAAAGGCCCCGUUUGUAAUCUAGUCACAAUAAAAAACUGAUUCUAUUCUAAA
This is a messenger RNA of Ooceraea biroi (clonal raider ant), 2387 nucleotides long. RefSeq lists its product as uncharacterized. The record is from RefSeq and is a predicted model, not a curated record. Lineage: Eukaryota; Metazoa; Arthropoda; Insecta; Hymenoptera; Formicidae.